Messenger RNA from Psammomys obesus (fat sand rat), 3788 nucleotides. RefSeq names its product integrator complex subunit 7 (gene Ints7). Gene Ontology annotation, cellular component: integrator complex. Bases 115 to 3006 code for a protein of 963 amino acids. Lineage: Eukaryota; Metazoa; Chordata; Mammalia; Rodentia; Muridae. Gene Ontology annotation, biological process: snRNA 3'-end processing. The record is from RefSeq and is a predicted model, not a curated record. The transcript is spliced from 20 exons.
GGCCUGACAGCGCGCGGAGGGAAAAAUCCGCGAGACCGCGGCGGGGGAAGAUGGCGGUGCUGGGCCAGAGUUCGCAGUCUUUGUGACCAGGCGAGGCCAGCCACUGUUGGGGUCAUGGCGUCAAACUCCGCCAAGUCUUUCCUGGCCGAUGCCGGCUACGGCGAGCAGGAGCUGGACGCUAACUCCGCUCUUAUGGAGCUGGACAAAGGUCUGCGCUCUGGCAAACUUGGGGAACAGUGUGAAGCUGUUGUACGAUUUCCCAGGCUUUUCCAGAAGUACCCGUUUCCCAUUCUCAUCAAUUCAGCAUUCCUAAAGUUAGCGGAUGUUUUCAGGGUUGGAAACAACUUCCUGAGGCUGUGUGUUCUCAAAGUGACUCAGCAGAGUGAAAAGCACCUGGAGAAGAUUCUGAACGUGGACGAGUUUGUGAAAAGGGUGUUCUCAGUGAUCCAUAGUAACGACCCUGUGGCGAGAGCCAUCACCCUCCGGAUGCUGGGGAGUCUGGCAUCAAUCAUCCCCGAAAGGAAGAAUGCCCAUCACAGUAUACGGCAGAGUUUGGAUUCCCAUGAUAACGUAGAGGUUGAAGCUGCUGUGUUUGCGGCUGCAAACUUUUCUGCACAGUCCAAGGAUUUUGCUGUGGGAAUCUGUAACAAAAUCAGUGAAAUGAUUCAAGGGUUGGCCACGCCAGUGGACCUGAAGCUGAAGCUGAUCCCCAUCCUGCAGCACAUGCACCAUGAUGCCAUCUUGGCCUCCAGUGCCCGCCAGCUCCUACAGCAGCUGGUCACGUCCUAUCCCUCCACCAAAAUGGUCAUCGUGUCUUUGCACACUUUCACUCUGCUUUCAGCCUCCUCACUGGUUGACACACCCAAGCAGAUUCAGCUUCUGUUGCAGUAUUUGAAGAGUGACCCCAGGAAAGCAGUGAAGAGGCUUGCUGUUCAGGAUCUGAAGCUGCUGGCUAAUAAGACACCACACACGUGGAGUAAGGAGAACAUUCAGGCACUCUGUGAAUGUGCCCUCCAGACUCCUUAUGACAGCUUGAAACUAGGGAUGCUGUCUGUCCUUGCCACGCUGUCCGGGACCAUCGCCAUUAAACAUUACUUCAGUGUAGCUCCAGGAAAUGUAGGUUCUUCCCCCAGUUCUUCUGAUUUAGUCAAAUUAGCCCAAGAGUGCUGCUACCAUAGCAACAGGGGCAUCGCAGCUCAUGGAGUGAGAGUGCUGACGAAUAUAACUGUGUCUUGUCAAGAAAAAGAUCUGUUGUCGCUGGAGCAAGAUGCUGUCUUCGGCCUGGAGUCCCUUCUGGUGCUGUGUAGUCAGGACGACAGUCCGGGUGCUCUGUCCACUGUGAAGAUUGCUCUCAACUGUAUGGUCAAGCUGGCCAAGGGCCGGCCCCAUUUGAGCCGGUCGGUGGUUGACACUUUGCUGACUCAACUGCACAGCUCUCAGGAUGCGGCCCGGAUCCUCAUGUGCCACUGCCUGGCAGCCAUCGCCAUGCAGCUCCCGGUGCUGGGGGACGGAAUGCUUGGUGACCUUGUGGAGCUCUACAAGGUGAUUGGACGAUCAGCCACAGACAAGCAGCAGGAACUUCUGGUAAGUUUGGCUACUGUGAUUUUUGUAGCGAGCCAGAAAGCCUUGUCUGCGGAGGUGAAGGCAGUCAUCAAGCAGCAGCUGGAGAGUGUCUCCAGUGGGUGGACUGUGUACCGGAUUGCCCGGCAGGCUUCCAGAAUGGGCAACCAUGACAUGGCCCAAGAGCUCUACCAGAGUUUGCUGACGCAGGUGGCAUCAGAGCACUUCUACUUCUGGCUGAAUAGUCUGAAGGAGUUCUCACACGCGGAGCAAUGUCUGACUGGGCUGCAGGAGGACAGCUUCAGCUCAGCACUUUCUUGCAUUGCUGAGUCUUUGAAAUGUUACCACAAAGGGAUCGCCUCCUUAACGGCCGCCAGCACACCACUGAAUCCUCUAAGCUUUCAGUGUGAAUUUGUAAAACUCAGGAUUGAUCUUCUCCAAGCCUUCUCGCAACUCAUUUGUACUUGUAACAGCCUGAAGACAAGCCCUCCCCCUGCCAUCGCCACAACAAUCGCCAUGACCUUAGGAAAUGAUCUUCAGAGGUGCGGCCGGAUCUCCAAUCAGAUGAAGCAGUCCAUGGACGAAUUCCGAAGCCUUGCUUCCCGGUACCGAGAUCUCUAUCAGGCUUCCUUUGAUGCUGACUCAGCAACUCUGAGGAACGUAGAGCUACAGCAGCAGAGCUGCCUGCUGGUAGCCCAUGCCAUAGAAGCCCUGGUUCUGGACCCAGAAUCAGCAAACUUCCAGGAGUACGGGUGCACGGGAGCCGCCCACGCCGACAGCGAGUACGAGAGAAGGAUGAUGACCGUGUGCAGUCGUGUCCUAGAGGAGGUGGGGUCGCUCAACCGGAAAUACGCCCCCGUUUCCUACAUGCACACAGCCUGCCUCUGCAAUGCCAUCGUCGCCUUGCUGAAAGUCCCUCUCUCCUUUCAGAGGUACUUCUUCCAAAAGCUGCAGUCCACCAGCAUCAAGCUUGCUCUGUCUCCUUCUCCCCGGAACCCUGCAGAGCCCAUUGCUGUACAGAACAACCAACAGCUGGCAUUAAAGGUAGAAGGCGUGGUCCAGCAUGGGUCUAAACCAGGACUCUUCCGCAGAAUUCAGUCUGUGUGUCUAAAUGUGUCUUCCACACUACAGAGUAAAUCCAGCCAAGACUACAAGAUCCCCCUCGACAGCGUGACCAAUGAGAUGGAGCAGAGGGUGGAGCCGCACAACGACUACUUCAGCACGCAGUUCCUGCUGAACUUCGCUGUCCUCGGGACGCACAGCAUCACCGUGGAGUCCUCGGUGAGAGACGCCAAUGGCAUCGUCUGGAAGACUGGCCCCAGAACUACCAUGUUUGUCAAAUCCCUAGAAGACCCCUAUUCCCAGCAGAUCCGCCUGCAGCAGCAGCAAGCCCAGCAGCCUCUGCAGCCGCAGCCGCAGCCGCGCAGUGCCUACACCCGCUUCUAACCGUGCCACAAGCACACUGCACAGCCAUCGGACCGCAGGGAAAAUCUGUGUCUGGAUGUGCGUUCAGUGUAAAUGUUACAGUGUGAGAUACAGGGCUCACUGACUUCUGAAGACUCUUUUUUUCUUAAAAGUUGACUUUAAGAGUGGCCUGGCUCGCAGCCAGAAGAUUGCAUUCUUCAUCUGUCCCACACCUCGUGUGUUAGUUGUGUCAUUUUCCUCUGGUUGCUGAGCUCUUCUUUCAUGAACAGUCACAGAUCGUUGGCAUAUUUGACUGUGUCCCUGCCAAACUGUCGUGCUCCCCGGCCCAGCCCUGGACUUCUGACGUGGCAGUGGGAAGUCUUAUCCGGCCAUGCACUGGGGCUUAGACGGCUACAGCACCUGCCUCGCGGACUGUGGGAGCCUCUUGCUGCUUCUCCGCCUCCUGCCCUGGAGCAGCGUUAGCUGUUUGUGUUCACUUUGACCGCAAAGCAGCUGCCUAGAGAAGGUAGAGGUGAUAGCGCAUUGUUUUUGUAACGCGUGACUGUAUGUAGAUUUUUACUGUCUCUCAGAGAAGUCGCUCGCAUGAGUCUCCGUGUUCGGUGUGCUCCUUCCCUCUGGCGUCUGCUGGAGGAGGUGUUGGCUCUACAACUGAUGUCUGGACAGCCAUAUCCGUGACGUAAUCUCAUCGGGGAUGCUCAGGGAGCAGGUUCAAGGCUAGCCAGAAAAGCCCUGGGUACAGCUACCAAGGGUGUGGGCUGUGGGGAAACACAUUUCCCUGUGCAAAUAAAUCCCUUAAUGUCUUU